AUGAUCUAUGAUGUAAACGGUGGAAUGAUUGGCUAUAAUGGAAUUGUUAUUAGCAACAAUAAUUAAAAUUAGCUGCUUAAUUCACUUGGAAAAGGAGGAUAAUCCUCAUUGAGUAAAUUAAAUAGCUUUGGAUAGAACCUAGUGAGUUUGAAUCAAAUGGGCAAUCAGAGUUCAAGAAAUUUUAUUUAGGAGAAAACUUCUAGCAUUUUAAAUACAGCAAGAAAUGGAUUAAUAAACAAUCUCGCAAAUCAUACUUCUAAUUAAUCUUUAACAGGAUUAAACUAGUUUUAAUACUAAGUCCAACUUAUACUAGAAAAACUGAAUGAAUUCAUCGAUGUCAAGGUAAGACUCAAGGAUCCUUUGAAUGAAAAUGGGGCACAUUUAGCUCCAUCUUCAAGAGUUUAAACUGAAAGAACUUGGCAUAACAAAUAAAUUAAUGGCUAAAGUACGAAAUAGCUCCUCAAUUGUUAAUCAAGUGGUAGACUUGAUCAAGGUUUUAUGCAGAAUUCAUCUAGGAGCAAUCUAAACAUGAUAUCCGCAAGAGGCCUACAGCUUAAUGGGUUAAAGUCAAUUUAAUAGCAACAAACUAAUAGAAGGAAUGAAAAUGGUCUUGAGAUAUUAUGUGAAACUUGCCUGACUAAUGAAUAUUCUAUGUACAGCAUACAAGAAGAAUAAAAUAAUAAUAAGGAAAAUCAAAGUAUUGGAAUUAAUUAGUCUAAGAUAAAGUAAUAUCUAGGAGGUAGAGACAUUAAUGAGCUUACUCUAGUUGAAAAAGAUGAAAUCCUUACUAAGUAUCAUAUGAAAGACCUUGAAAAAUAGGAGCUCAAAGAUGCUCAACAUGUUAAAUGGCAGGACAUAUUAAACUUUUAAAAACCAAAAAAGGAGCCCAGACAAUUACAGCCAAUACUAUAUAGAGAAAAAUCAGAGUCAAUUAAAGGUAGUGAAAAUGAUAACAAUCUCGAGAGAUCAUAGAAUCUUUAAAAUUUACUCAAUGAUUUGAGUAAGAUUGAUGUGAAGACUGAAAAAGAUUAUGAAAAUACUUAUGGUAACAAAGAAAAAAUGAGAGAAUAAUAAUACUCAUAAAAUAAAAAACGAUGCUCUCAUAAGGAUGAUAGCCAAAAAAGUUUUGCAAAUUCAGUUUCACUUGCUGAUGGUAUUUUGUCUCAUAAGUCUAGCAUUAAUUUUACAGAUAACUAACAUCCACGAAAAUAGUAAGUAAAGGUACCAACUUUAAAUCUUGAUAAAAUAAAAAAUCAGUAAAAAGAAUUCUUCACAAAAAACAUAUAAAAUGAUGAAUAAAACCAAAAAUCUACAAUUGAAUCUAGAAAAGUAAUGAUACUAAAUGAAGAGUCAAUCUUCACAGAAAUAAAUACAUCACUGAUGCAACUCAGGGAUGAAAUAAAGGAGACUUAUCCCUAGAAAGCAGCAUCUGACUUUAUAAAUGUAUCAAAUAAUGAAGCUGAUGUAUCUUUGAUUAAGAAAGAUGAUUCUUAGUUGAAUCAGGCUAAUGACUAAACUUUAAAUUUAAAUGAUAGUUUAGAGAAUGAAUAUCAAUAGCAGCAGCCGAAACUAAAUCAAAGAGAAUUAAGAGUCUAGUUGGGCCUUGUUAGCUUUGGUGAAUCCUUGAUCUUAUCACCUAUAGAAAAAUAAUAAGAAACGGGUUAAAAAAACAAAUUCUUUUCAACAGAUCAGACAAAAUAAAUUCAGAAACACCAACUGCAAAUUCAAAGUUAAUUUAAUUAUGAUUAGCAAUAGUAUCCAGUGGUAUAUCCAGUUUUUUCUAAUUAGAGUGAAAAUCCAUUCUACUCUGAGUAGUUAAAGCCCAGCAAAUUAUCUUAUAACUGUGUAUCUUCAUCUGAUUAAGCCUCAUCAUCACAAGGUUUCUUUAAUAACCAAAUUAUAAAUCAAGAAAUCAACUAGUUGCUAAGCAAUACAAGUAAUAACAACAAAAGCAGACAGCAAAAACUAGAAAAGGACUCAAGCACUUAAAAAUUAAUAUCAAAUAUAGAUGAUUUAUUUAGUCCAGGAGUAAAAAAUGAACCUUUAAAUCAAAUUGAUAGAAAAUAGAAUGAUUCGAAAUCAAACGAUAAGAAGAAAAUUAUAAUAAAGAAAGCGGAUAUCAGUUCAUUCACUAAAUCAAAUAGUGGAAGCAGGACAAAAUAGGUGUAGAUUAAUUAAGUAUCAAAUUUUUAAGAUAGCUAGGACAAUACAGCAUCUUUCAACAACUUCACAUUAGGUUUAUAGAAUGUGAAUAAAAAACUUAAGCAACAAGAGCAGCUUACUUAGCAGAUAUAAUUUGGCAGAAGACUACAAUAAUCAUAAAACCAGCAGCAAAUUAUAGCACAGUAAAUCAGAAACCAACUGGAUAAUUCGAAUGAAGAAAUUAAUACUAAUGAGAAUAGUAUUUAGAAGUAAACUCCAUCACCUGUAGUAAUAAGACAUAACAACAGGAAAAUUCAGAGUAAUGGGGUAAGACUCGCCAAUCCGAGACAAAGCAUGAAUUGCAAAAAUAAACCAGUCAUUGCAAAAUAAAUGAACACCAUAUUUUCAAAUAAUGUUAACAAUACGUCUAGUAAUACGAUUUCUAGCAACUAAAGGAACCAGCAUUAGGGUAUUCAGUCAGUAUCAUAUAUGAGUGAAGAUUAGAAAAAGAAUUACAACCUCAAAUACAAUAAUAUUGGAGGACAGAGUCAAUUUAAUAGUCAGCAGUAACAGCCUCAGAUUAGUAAUUUCUAGUAAAUAAAUGAUUUACCCUCUGAAUUAUAAUAGUUAACAGAGUAUAUAUCCAUUUAAAACUAAUAAUCUUAGAGAUAAUUACCCAAAACAACUAAAAACUAAUCAAUGGUGAAGCUAAAUUCAAUUAACAAUACACUUAAGUUAGAGACAAUGACCUUUAGUGAGGAAAGAUUACCGGAUUUAAGCUAGAUCAAACAAGAUAGCAAUCGUCAUAUUAUAAGGGAUAGCUUUUAAAAUUCAGUAGGGAAUUAGUAAAUUGACACGAUAGGUGAUUAAAGAAUCUAAAUAGCUAGUAGAUAACUUAGGCAACUUUCUUAGUAAUCAAAAAAUAAUGUGAUGGAUACUUCUAAAAUAGAUGCUGAUACAAGUUUAAAAAUGGUUCAAUAACCUAUAAUAGUUAGAAGGCCAAUGGUAAAGUUGAGCAAGUUUAAUUUUAACAAGACUAGAAAUGAUUCAUAAAAUACAACUAAUAACCUUGUAUAAGCUUAAAAUAUUUCUACUCCAAUGAAUGUAACUGAUAACUCGAUAAAGCAAAAUGUAAAUCAAAGGUAUCUUAUUCGAAGAAUAAGUAAGAUCAUUCACUAGGAUGACGCAUAGAAAAAAUUUAAUUAAAUGAAUAUGAUCUAAAACCAAACUUAGUAAAACUAUGAAUAAAGCAAUAUUGGGACAAAUAUGUCAUAUCAGAAUUCAAAGGCUAAUCUUACUAUCUUAACAAGUAAAGCACAAAAUCAUAAUAACUUCACUAAUUUGAACAUCUCAAACUAAUAACCCUUGACUCCUCUCUAAUAUUAGCCAACUACACCAGCAAAUGCACCAAGUAGCAGUGGUAGUUUUCUAAUUAACAAUCUUAAUUAAACAGUUAAUACGACAAUCAUUAACAAUGCUAGGCUUAAAAUAUUCAGAAAGAGAUCUAAAGCAUCAUUUUAGAAUUCAGUGAAAGCACUGAAUGAUUAACAGCAUUAAGACAGUUCGAGAGGUUCUCACAAAGAUUCAUUCAGAUAAUAGAAUUUUUAGAUCUAAAAUUUUAAUAUGAUGUUGUGA
Molecule: messenger RNA, 3777 nt
Organism: Stylonychia lemnae
Lineage: Eukaryota; Ciliophora; Spirotrichea; Sporadotrichida; Oxytrichidae
Source: the annotation of a GenBank genome assembly